AUGGAUAAGUUAAACAUGAUUUUAGAAAUUGGCAGAGCUAUUGACCCUGAAAUUUUAUUCAGACGUUUCCUUCCCAGCGUAGGUAACGCCAUCCGUUCGUUGGGGAGUGAAGGAUCUCAUUUCUUGAAAGUGAGGAAUGCAGCGCUCAUGAUUCAGCGGAAUUGGAGAGGACACAAUUGUCGAAGGAACUAUGAAGCUAUGAGAAUCGGCUUCCUGAGACUUCAAGCUCUCUACCGUUCCCGCAAACUCCACCGGCAGUACCACAUGGCUCGCCAGCGCAUCAUCGAAUUCCAGGCCAGGUGCCGCGGCUUCUUGGUGCGCCGUGCUUUCCGCCAUCGCCUAUGGGCGGUCUUCACCAUCCAGGCCUACGGACGUGGGAUGAUUGCCCGGCGGCUCUACAAACGGCUGAAGGGGGAGUAUUUCCGACGGCUGGAAGCUGAAAAACUACGCCUGCUGGAAGAGGAACGGCUGAGGAAGGAAAUGAGUGCAAAGAAAGCCAAGGAGGAAGCAGAAAAGAAACACCAAUUGCGCCUGGCCCAGCUGGCCCGAGAAGACGCGGAGAGAGAGAUCAAAGAGAAAGCGGAAACUCGCCGGAAGAAGGAACUCCUGCAGAAGAUGGAGAAGGCGCGGAACGAGCCCGUGAACGAUUCGGACAUGGUGGACAAAAUGUUUGGCUUCCUGGGAAUGACGGCAUUGUUGCCGGGCCAGGAAGGACAGGCACCCGAUGGCUUUGAGGAUCUCGAAAGAGUUGGAAGGGUGCUGGAAGAAGAUGACUUAGACAUGUCUCUCCCUCUGCCCGAGGAAGAAGAAGAGGACUUAUCGGAAUAUAAGUUUGCAAAAUUUGCUGCCACAUACUUCCAGGGCACAACCACGCACACGUAUAUCCGCCGGCCCCUGAAACAACCUCUGUUGUAUCACGAGGAUGAAGGAGACCAGCUGGCAGCCCUCGCGGUGUGGAUCACCAUUCUUCGCUUUAUGGGGGACCUUCCUGAGCCAAAAUAUCAUACCGCGAUGACCGACGGCAGCGAGAAGAUCCCGGUCAUGACCAAAAUUUACGAGACGCUGGGGAAGAAGUCCUACAAAAAGGAACUCCAGGCCCUUCAAAGUGAAGGAGAAAGCGCUCACCUAGAUGGCCAUAAGAAGAGCAGCGUGCGACAGAAAUUGGUCUCUUUAACCCUGAAGAAAAAAUCAAAGUUAACCGAAGAGGUGACCAAACGCCUUCACGAUGGCGAGUCCACCGUCCAGGGGAACAGCAUGCUGGAGGAUCGCCCAACGUCCAAUUUGGAGAAACUGCAUUUUAUCAUUGGGAACGGCAUCCUGAGGCCAACUUUAAGAGAUGAAAUCUACUGCCAAAUCUGCAAGCAGCUGACCCAAAAUCCUUCCAAGAACAGCCACGCCAGAGGAUGGAUCCUGGUGUCCUUAUGCGUGGGCUGUUUCUCCCCCUCUGAGAAAUUUGUCAAGUAUUUAAGGAAUUUCAUUAUCGGGGGUCCCCCUGGCUACGGCCCUUAUUGUGAAGAGAGGCUCAGAAGGACAUUUGUCAACGGGACCAGGACGCAGCCCCCAAGCUGGCUGGAGCUUCAGGCGACCAAAUCCAAGAAGCCCAUCAUGCUUCCGAUCACAUUUAUGGACGGCACCACCAAGACUUUGUUAACCGACUCGGCCACGACGGCCAAGGAGCUCUGCAACUCGUUGGCCGACAAGAUAAGCCUGAAGGACCAUUUUGGCUUCUCCCUGUACAUCGCGCUCUUUGACAAGGUCUCUUCCCUCGGAAGCGGCAGUGACCACGUCAUGGAUGCCAUCUCACAGUGCGAGCAGUUUGCCAAGGAGCAAGGUGCCCAGGAACGCAACGCUCCUUGGCGACUCUUCUUCCGAAAGGAAAUCUUCACCCCCUGGCACAACCCCACCGACGACUACGUCGCCACCAAUCUCAUUUACCAGCAGAUCGUCCGAGGGGUGAAGUUUGGGGAGUACCGUUGCGAUAAGGAAGAAGACAUGGCCGAAUUAGCCUCCCAGCAAUAUUACGUGGAUUAUGGAUCCGAAAUGAUCCUGGAGCGUCUCCUGAAUCUGAUCCCCUCCUACAUCCCUGACCGGGAGAUCACGCCUUCCAAAACGGUGGAGAAAUGGGCUCAGUUUAUCAUCGCGGCCCAUAAAAAGGGAAUAUAUACUCAGAAGAGGAUGGAUCCUAAGAGAGUUAAGGAAGAAGUGGUGGACUUCGCCCGUUUUAAAUGGCCGUUGUUGUUCUCCAGGUUCUACGAAGCCUUUAAGUUUUCAGGUCCCAGCCUUCCACAAAACGAACUGAUUGUAGCUGUGAACUGGACCGGGGUGUAUUUUGUAGAUGAACAAGAACAGGUCCUUCUGGAAUUUUCCUUCCCGGAGAUAACAGCUGUCUCCAGCAAUAGCGGAGGCAAACUCCAGGGACAGAGUUUCACCUUGGCGACCAUCAAAGGCGACGAGUACACCUUCACAUCCAACAACGCAGAGGACAUCCGUGACCUCGUGGUCACCUUCUUGGAAGGGCUGAGAAGAAGAUCGAAAUACGUGGUCACCCUGCAAGACAACCCAAAUCCAGCUGGCGAUGACUCCGGUUUCCUCAGUUUCCUGAAAGGAGAUUUGCUUAUUCUGGACCAGGACACAGGAGAAAACGUGAUGAAUUCUGGCUGGGCCAAUGGCGUCAACGAACGGACCAAGCAGAAGGGAGACUUCCCAACCGAUUCGGUCUAUGUCCUGCCCACGAUGACCACGCCUCCUCCGGACAUCGUGGCUUUGGUUACCAUGACUCCGAAUCAGAAACAAGAAGUGGUGAGGACAUCCCAGCUGGUGAUGAGUGACAGCGAAGAGAAGAUCAAGCCGUACACACUGGAAGAAUUCUCCUACAAUUAUUUUAGGCCUCCUCCCAAACACACCCUGAGCAGGGUGAUGAUCAGCAAAAACCGUGGGAAAGACAAGUUGUGGUCCUACACCAGGGAGCCGAUCAAACAGCCCUUGCUGAAGAAGGUCCUGAGCAGUGAAGAGCUGUCUCAAGAAGCCUGCAUGGCCUUCAUUGCCAUCCUGAAGUAUAUGGGCGAUUACCCCUCCAAACGGACCCGCUCAGUGAAUGAGCUGACAGAUCAAAUCUUCGAAGGGGCCUUGAAGGCGGAAGCCCUCCGAGACGAGAUUUACUCGCAGGUCCUGAAGCAACUGACCGACAACCACGUGAAGUACAGCGAAGAGAAAGGAUGGGAGCUGCUCUGGUUGUGCACGGGUCUCUUUGCGCCGAGCAACGUCCUGCUCCUUCACGUCCAGAGAUUCGUCCAGUCUCGGAAGCAUCACCCGCUCGCCAAUGACUGCCUUCAGAGGCUGCAGAAAGCGCUGAGGAACGGGUCCCGAAAAUACCCUCCCCAUUUGGUGGAAGUGGAGGCCAUUCAGCAUAAAACGACGCAGAUUUUCCAUAAAGUCUAUUUCCCGGAUGACACCGAUGAGGCUUUUGAAGUGGAAUCGGGCACGAAAGCCAAGGAUUUCUGUCAAAGCAUCUCCAAACGGCUCCUCUUGAAAUCAUCGGAGGGAUUCAGUCUUUUUAUCAAGAUUUCGGACAAGGUCAUCAGCGUCCCCGAAGGAGACUUCUUCUUUGACUUCGUCAGGCAUCUGACCGACUGGAUCAAGAAAGCGAGACCAGCAAAAGAUGGGCUUGUGCCUUCUCUCACCUACCAAGUGUUCUUCAUGAAGAAGCUGUGGACCAACACCAUGCCUGGGAAAGAUUCUAUGGCGGACUCCAUUUUCCAUUAUUAUCAGGAGUUACCAAAAUAUCUCCGGGGCUACCAUAAGUGCACGCGGGAAGAGGUCCUCCAGCUUGGAGCCCUGAUCUACAGGGUGAAAUUUGAAGAUGAUAAAUCCUGUUUUCCUAAUAUUCCGAAACUUCUCAAGGAUUUGGUGCCCGAACCGCUAAUUCGCCAGCUAUCACCGGACGACUGGAAAAGAUCCAUUGUGGCCUAUUUCAACAAACACGCGGGCAAAACGAGGGAAGAGGCGAAGUUGGCUUUCCUCAAGAUUAUAUUCCGGUGGCCCACCUUUGGAUCGGCCUUCUUCGAAGUGAAGCAAACCACUGAUCCAAAUUAUCCAGAACUGCUCCUCGUUGCCAUCAACAAACACGGCAUCAGCCUCAUUGACCGUAAAAGCAAGGACAUCCUCAUCACCCAUCCCUUCACGAAGAUCUCCAACUGGAGCAGCGGCAACACCUACUUCCACAUCACCAUCGGCAAUUUGGUGCGAGGGAGCAAGUUGCUGUGUGAGACCUCUCUGGGCUACAAGAUGGACGACUUGCUGACCUCUUACAUCAGCCAGAUGCUGACUGCCAUGAGUAAGCAGAGAGGCGUGAAAGGGAGCAAGUGAACUGAAACCACCCGCUGGCCGCCCCUCUGCCAGCUGAGGGCCGUGGGCUACCCUUGCAGCUGGGGCAAAUCUUUUGCGACCCACGUGUGGAAAAUGAGCCGGACGCCUUCCGAAAACCGGUCGGAUUCUGAGGACUCCGAGCCAACGUCCACUUCGAGCGAGGAUGAUUACUUGUGAGAGGAAAAAAACAAAACGAAACCCCCCAAACCAUCUAUCUUUGUUUCCCACCAGCGUGGAUAUUAUUAUUAUUUCCCUCUCAGCUUCUGGGAUAUCCACCUCUGCUUCUCUUUCGGACGUGAAACCAGAUUGAAAAAAGAAAAAUCUGCUUCUUAUUUUAGGGCCUAGGGAGAGGAACUUCCAGUUUGGAUCUUUUUGCAAACGAGAAAGAUGUGGAGGAAGCUAAAACUCUGCUAGAAAUGGAUAAAUCCAUUUAAAAAAAAUAUCUUCUGGGGUUUGUUGAUUUGUUUGUUUCCCGAGGGAAGAAAUCAAGUAAUCUUUUAAAGAGUGGGUUUGUGUGUGUGUAUGUGUUUUUAAAAGAAAGCUGUCAGAAAGACAGAAAAAAAGGAUAUUUUGCAACAAAAAAGGAGAAGAAAAACUGGCUGGACAGAGAGAUGAAGCUUUCGAUGUGCAAUAACUGAACUGAGGAUUUGGUUGGAGUCUCCUGCCUGAACAGGGGGGAUGGGCUAGAAGACCUUCAAGGUCCCUUCCAACUCUGUUAAAAUAUACAAGGAUGUAAGUCCUUUGCAUGGACAUCAAUUCAGGCCGCUAAGGACCAAGAGAGCUUCAUCCAGUCUUAGAUUAAUUACGUAGAACCGCAUUUCUCAAUCUCCGGAACUUUAAGAUAAGUGGAUUUCAUCUCCCAGAAGUUUUAUAGGGUCUCCUGCCUGAGCAGGGGGUUGGACUAGAAGACCUCCAAGGUCCCUUCCAACUCUGUCAUUCUGUUUUUCUCUGUCUUUAUUUAUCACAGCAAGGGGACUAUUCCAAGUUGACCUAAACUGACACCACUUUGAAUCAAAUUUCUGACAGAUCUGUCUCUU
This is a messenger RNA of Thamnophis elegans (Western terrestrial garter snake), 5402 nucleotides long. RefSeq names its product myosin VIIA (gene MYO7A). The record is from RefSeq and is a predicted model, not a curated record. Bases 1 to 4365 code for a protein of 1454 amino acids. The transcript is spliced from 32 exons. Gene Ontology annotation, molecular function: protein binding. Lineage: Eukaryota; Metazoa; Chordata; Lepidosauria; Squamata; Natricidae. Gene Ontology annotation, cellular component: cytoskeleton.